Molecule: messenger RNA, 816 nt
Organism: Komagataella phaffii GS115
Lineage: Eukaryota; Fungi; Ascomycota; Pichiomycetes; Pichiales; Pichiaceae
Product: tRNAHis guanylyltransferase
Exons: 1
Coding region: 1-816 (271 amino acids)
Biological process (GO): tRNA modification
Molecular function (GO): tRNA guanylyltransferase activity; magnesium ion binding
Source: RefSeq, a predicted model, not a curated record
AUGGCCAACUCGAAGUUUGAGUAUGUGAAAGCCUUUGAAAAGGAGGUUUAUCUGCUCCCAGAAACAUAUAUGGUGGUACGGGUCGAUGGAAGGGGGUUUCACAAACUUUCAGAGACCUACAAGUUUGAAAAGCCAAACGACCUGAAUGCAUUGGAACUGAUGAACAAAGCAGCACAAUCGGUUAUGGAGAAGAUCCCAGAAGCCUUGCUGGCUUAUGGGGACUCUGAUGAAUACUCGUUUCUUCUCCAGAAAAAUUGUGAGAUAUUUGAAAGAAGGGAGGCCAAAUUGACCAGCACGUUUAGUUCCACGUUCACAGCUUACUAUAAUUUCUACUGGAAGGACUAUUUUCCCAAUUCCCCGCUAACUCCAGAAAGAUUACCUACCUUUGAUGCCAGAGUUGUCCUUUAUCCUAAUCAACAGAAUGUGAAGGACUAUUUCAGUUGGAGACAAGUAGACUGCCAUAUUAAUAACUUAUACAAUACCACCUUUUGGCAAUUGAUCCUGAAAAAAGGGCUUACCCCACAGGAAUCCGAGAAAAGAUUGAUGGGAACUCUGUCCAGUGACAAGAACGAAAUUCUUUUCACGGAAUUGGGCAUCAAUUACAACGAUGAGGCAGAAAUUUACAAGAAGGGGACGGUUUUGAUCCGAGAGUGGGAACUUAAGGAUGACCAGCCGAGUCUGAACGAAAGAGAAUUAUCAAAGAGGCAAAAGGAUAGACUACGAAAAAAAUUCAGAAAAGCUAAAAUACAAAAAUAUCACAUAGACAUUAUUAAUGAGGGGUUCUGGAACGAAAGACCUUGGUUGUUGGAAAGCUAG